UUUUUCCUUUGCCCUCUCUCUCUCUUUUUCUGCAGAAUGAACACAAAAGCAGAUUUAAAGGCUGCAAGAGAGGCUAUUGGUGCCAAGAAAUAUAGUGAUGCCGUCAAGGCUUGUAAACGUGUUUUACUUUGGGAAGGCGAAAACUAUAACGCCUGGGUCUUUUUAGGUGUAGCUCAUACUAAUUUAGAGCAAGAUCAAGAGGCUGAAGAAGCAUAUAAACGAGCUAUUGAGAUCAAUCCAGACAAUAUGCUCGGAUGGCACGGUCUGAUCAACUUUUAUGAAAAAAGACAAAAACAAGAAGAGCUGUCAAAGACGAUACGAGAUAUCAUUCCUCGACUUGUAGCAACUGGUGAUGGAGCACGACUGGCAGAGUAUUUGAAGAAACUUGUGCAUAUUUACAAGUCAACAGACCCUAACCAACACUUGGAAGUCUUGAAAAGCUUUUUGCCUGGAAGCACUUAUUAUGACUUAAUCAAGGAUCAGCCAGACUUACCAUCACAGAUUGAGAUAUGGCAGAUCAUAAUUGAAAAGCAAGAGAAAGAGCAGGCCCAGACAGUGGAAAACGAAGUCGCAUCAAGAAGAUUCAGAGUUAGUGGAGGAACGCCAGCACAGGUGUUGGCCGAGGUAGAGGCAGAGAUAUACGGUGCAUCCAAAUUAGGUGUCAUGUACGAGAACGUGUUGGCGCUCAUCUCUGAUGAUGAUGUAGAAACAAAGCAGUUUUGGAAACUCAAGCUGCUCAAGUUUCUCGUCAAGCGGAUUGCAGGCGUAAGGGAUAAGGCAGAGUUGUAUGAACAGAUCAUGUCACUGGCUAGUGAACUAGUGUCGAUGGAUGAUCCUCUUCCAUUGGAACUAUUAAUACAGUUUGUGGAUGCGAAUAGUCCAGAACAAUAUGACUGGAAUCUAUUUGAACAGUUUAUAGAGAGAUUUCCAGAUAGUGGGUUGGCGAAAUUAGGUAGAGGAUACAGGUUAAGUAGACAAGGGGAUAUCGACCAAGCAUUCGAUCUGUUUAGUGAAGGAUUGGAAGAGAAGCCAAACAGCUUAUUUGGAUAUCAGUGCUUAAGUUCGGUUUACUAUGAGUCUAAAGAAUAUGAGACAGGCUUAGAAUAUGCUACAAAGGGUAGAGACUUGGUAGGAAAGUACAAGUCAGAAUGGGGCAUUAUAUUUGAAAAUAUACUUGUAUUUAUGGAACUACAUAUGGCUCACUGUUAUCGUUUGAUUGACAAGAAGUAUUAUAUGGAUGCAACAGCACUUUAUAGGUCUAUCAUUCAGCGUUGUCCUGAGCAAACCAGCGCUUUAGAGGGCAUGGGCUUCAUUUUACUAGAUGAGAAAAGAUUAGAUGAAGCGUGUGGUUAUUUUGAAAAAGUGCAUCAACUUGACGCCAGUAACCAUACAUCUGUGGCAGAAAUGGGCUGGAUCUAUUUAGAAAAGCAAAAGUAUGAAGAUGCCAUCCGAUUUAUUACUACAGCGUUAGACAUUGCUGGUAAGGACGUUCCAGAUUACUACUACAGGCUUGGAAGGGUAUAUUGGGCUAUGGAAGAUGCAAGCAGUGCAUUCAAGUAUUUUAUGCAAACUGUCAAAAUGGAUCCCUUCUUCUCUCAUGGCUUUACUUUUCUUGGUCAUUAUUAUAGAGAGCAUAAAAGGGACCAUGCAAGAGCCAAAAAGUGUUAUCAAAAGGCUUAUGUGUUAAAUCCGCUUGAUACAGAUGCAGCGCUUCAUUUAACGGAUUAUUAUAUUGCUGAUAAUGAGCAAGACGAAGCAGAAGCCGUGUUUCGCCAAGUGACAGAAUCCAGCCCCAAGACAGGCUGGGCAUGGCGACGAAUGGGACAUCUCAACUUGAAUCAAAAGUCAUACAAUGAUGCUAUAUCAUGCUUUCAAAAAGCACUUCGAGCUGACACAAGUGAUGUUCGAUGUUGGGAAGGCCUCGCAGAAGCAUAUUCGAGAGCUGGAAGGUUUGUGGCAGCCUUGAAGGCAUUUGGUCGAGCCAUUCAGCUUAAUCCUCACUCAAUUCACGCGAAUAAUGAGAGAGCGUAUGUACAGCAAAAGAUUGGAUCCUUAGACGAUGCUAUUGCAAGUUUCAAACACACACUAGCGCUUGCUGAAGAGCAAGGAAAGCCCAAUUAUAUCCCUGCCUUAUCUGGACUUGCUGAAACUUAUUUGGAGCAUGCCAAGGAGGAUUUUCAGCUGGGCUUCUUUGGACGUGCAGCAGAUGGCUGCAAUCGUGUGAUAGAAACAUGUUUGCUUGGGUUGCAGCAAGACAAGUCUAUCAUUAUGUUUUGGAAGUUAAUAGGUGAUGCCUGCUGCUUUUACCGACAGAUUCCUAGCUAUAUUCAUUUAUGUGCCUAUUCUACUCUACAGAGAGUCAUGCAGAUCACAACAAAUCCACAUAGUGCCUUAAAAUUUGAACAAGACUCGACCAGCCAUUGGGUAAACGAAUUUUUGGGUUUAGCAGACGAUGUGCAUGACCUGAGCUUACCUCAUAAAGCUGCCUUGGACGUUAUUUUAUCAUGCGCUUCUUAUUCUUAUAAGCAAGCUAUUGUCGUAUCCAAGAAUCAUCCCUCUGUGUCUCCCGCAUUUUGGCAUGAUCUGGCUGCAGUCUACUACUAUUUGUGCUUGAACCAAAACGAUGAGUCAAGUGUGGCUAUUCAGUGUAUAAAGGUGUCACUUACGAUGGAGCCAACACAGUACAUGUACUGGAACACACUAGGUGUUAUUGCCAUGACAGUGGCUCACCUGCCUAAGCUUGCACAGCAUGCAUUCAUUAAAGCGAUGGAAUACAACAAUCGAAGUGCCAUACCUUGGACAAACUACGGGUUCCUUUGUUUAUCACUCAAGGAUUAUGAACUAGCAAAUCAAGCCUUUGAUAUGGCACACUCGCUUGAUCCAGAAUGGAUCUCUGCCUGGGUCGGACAGGCAUACGUAGCUUCAUUAUGGGGCAAUGAUGCGGCUGCAAUCUUUGAGCAUGCGUUUGAAUCAAGCAACGGAUCAGCUUUAGAUGCCAGUUAUGGAUAUGCAGAGACUGCAUUCCAAAGAUUAUCCACGGAUGUUAACACCAACGAAUUGGUCACGCCCGUGUUUGCUCUUCAAAAGCUAACUGAACAACGAGUGCAUGAUGCACUUUCUCUAAACUUACUUGGAAUGCUACUUGAACGACUAGGUCAGCAUCAUCGAGCUGCUCAAUCCUUUGCCUCUGCUAUUCUCGCUGUAGAGGCACAAAUAGAAGAAAAAAAGAUUACUACAGAAGAAGGACAAACACGACUGAGCAAGAUUCACGCUAACCUUAGUCGUUGUCUUGUGGCUACUGGUGACUUCCAGGGAGGCAUCGCUAGCUACGAAAACCAUCAGCAGCAAAGUGUCUAUGCUCAACUAAAUGCAGGCAUUGCUCACUACUUUUUAGAUCAGCUGCCAGAAUCGUUAUCGUUGUUUGAAUCAGCUUUAAAUGCCACACAGGAGGAUAUCACACUACGUCAAGAUGUAGUAGUACUACUAGCAAAGGUACUCUGGGCGCUAGAAGGAGAAGAACAAAGAUCGGUAGCAAAGGAGCAAUUGUUUUCAAGUAUCUCAGAAAAUCCAACUUAUUUACCGGCGAUUUUCUCCUUGUGUGUCAUGGGCAUCAUGGAAAAUGAUGAAACGCUGACUUUGGCAGCAUUACAAGAAUUAGCAAAGAUACCCGCAGAUGAUGCCUAUACGCUGGAUAAGAACCAGCAAAUUUCUUGGCUGUUUUCUAAAGUGUACGAACUUCAGGGUGACUCUGUACAUGCUAGUCGUAGUCUAGUUAAAUGGAUUCACCAAGCGCCUUGGUUAGCUACUGUCUGGUCUCGUCUUUGCAAACAAAUGAUUAUGACAUCAGAACAAGACGCUAAAGUGAUUGAACGAGUGGCUAGUUCGUCUUUGAUCAUUUCAAAGAGAAAACAUGAUGCCAAUACAACGUCAGAGGCUUAUGAGUAUGCUGCUUUGGCACAGAAUGACCGUGAUUUGGCACAAAAGUAUGCACAAAAGGCAGUUAUCACUGCACCAUGGCGGCUAAACGCUUGGCAAGCCUUGACCUUAUCGUAGUUAAAAACUAGCUGAGUAGAAUUUUAAUAAAUUUAUUUAAAAUCGAUUACAUCACUG
Molecule: messenger RNA, 4110 nt
Organism: Rhizopus microsporus ATCC 52813
Lineage: Eukaryota; Fungi; Mucoromycota; Mucoromycetes; Mucorales; Rhizopodaceae
Product: TPR-like protein
Exons: 12
Coding region: 37-4053 (1338 amino acids)
Cellular component (GO): Ski complex
Molecular function (GO): protein binding
Source: RefSeq, a predicted model, not a curated record